CUCCGGAGGCAUAGGCCAACGCGCAGCCUCGUCCGGCGCUGCCUGCAGGCUCCUCUGUGGCCCGGCGGGUCCGGUCGCCGGCGCCGAGAUGCGCCCCCUGCUUGGCUUCCUGCUGGUCUUCGUCUGCUGCACCUUCGCCCUGUACUUGCUGUCGACGCGACUGCCCCGCGGGCGGACACUGGGCCCGGACGAGGAGACUGGAGGCAGGUCACUGUGGUUCCCCUCAGACUUGGCCGAGCUGCGGGAACUUUCUGAGGUCCUUCGAGAGUACCGGAAGGAGCACCAGGCCUACGUGUUCCUGCUGUUCUGCAGUGCCUACCUCUACAAACAGGGCUUUGCCAUCCCUGGCUCCAGCUUCCUGAACAUUUUAGCUGGUGCUUUGUUUGGACCAUGGCUGGGGCUUCUGCUGUGUUGUGUGUUGACAUCAGUGGGCGCCACAUGCUGCUAUCUGCUCUCUAGUAUUUUUGGCAAACAGCUGGUGGUCUCCUACUUCCCUGAUAAAGUAUGCCUGCUGCAGAGGAAGGUGGAAGAGAACAGAAACAGCUUGUUUUUUUUCUUACUGUUUUUGAGACUUUUCCCCAUGACACCAAACUGGUUCUUGAACCUCUCAGCUCCGAUUCUGAACAUCCCGAUUGUGCAUUUCUUCUUCUCUGUUCUGAUCGGUUUGGUCCCAUACAAUUUUAUCUGUGUGCAGACAGGCUCCAUCCUGUCAACUCUGACCUCUCUGGAUGCUCUUUUCUCCUGGGAAACGGUCUUCAAGCUUUUGGCCAUUGCUCUGGUGGCCUUAGUUCCUGGAACCCUCAUUAAAAAAUUUAGUCAAAAGGACCUGCAUUUGAAUGAAAUAAGCAACACUAAUCAUCUAAAUAGUAGAAAGGACACGUGAUCUGGGUUUUUGGUUGCCAUGUCCUUGGACUUUGUUGUUUAUUUGUAUAAUGGGUGUGGUCCUGUGCAGCCCGUCAUUGUUUUUUAAUUACCCUCAACAGGUGAUUUUGGACACUAUAUAUCUGUGUGCAGUGUUUUUAUAAAGGACGCUCUGUUCUAGAAGGUGAACUGUAUCAAGUUCUCAAACCAGUCCUGGUUUAGCAGGGUACUCUGUGAAACGGAUGGCCUUCUAGAAAAUCCUAUUUGUAUUUUGUUGAAAAACAAGGAACUCAGGAUGGUUUGUUGUAUUUGUCUCUCAGCAAGCCCCGCGCUGCUUCAGGAGAGGAUGCUGAUUGUCCUUAAUCCAGAGUGCCUCUUCUGCAAAGUGAUAGGCUGUUGUGACAGGUGUUCUGUUAAAUCCCUAGUGGAUGUUACUGGUGUAAAUGAUGUGAACCCACAUCACUGACAUUACCUUCUAUCCUGUUAGUCUCAUGGAGAGUGUUUUCUUCUGUAUUUUUUUUUUUUUUUUUUUUUUUUUU
Messenger RNA from Panthera uncia (snow leopard), 1400 nucleotides. RefSeq names its product transmembrane protein 41A (gene TMEM41A). The coding region runs from base 89 to 883 and encodes 264 amino acids. Lineage: Eukaryota; Metazoa; Chordata; Mammalia; Carnivora; Felidae. The record is from RefSeq and is a predicted model, not a curated record. The transcript is spliced from 5 exons.